UCAGGGUUUGAAUUUUUUAAAAAAUUACAUACCAAUAAAGGUGACACUUUUUGUUGGCCACACACUCUCAAGCUACCAUCUUGGGUCCUUCCUAUAUAUAUACAUAUAUAUGGCAAUCUAGGCUUCAUUACCAAAUCUCAUUACAAGAGAGAAACUUUUCCCAUCUCGCUCUCACUCAAUUGCGAAGAAAAACCAAGUUUGAGCCGCUUUGGCCGUGGGGAUGGCCGAUGAGAAGAACGAGGGAGUUUUGGCUCGUUGGGGCGAGGGGCUCAAAGCCAAAUCUUCGAGCCUAAAGGCGAAGGUGGUCGAGUUAUUGAGAAAGACGAAGAAACUAGCCAAGGAUGAUCCUAGGAGAAUUGUUCAUUCUUUCAAAGUCGGCCUAGCCAUCACUUUGGUGUCAUUGUUCUACUACUUCGAGCCUCUCUAUGAUGGCCUCGGCGCCUCGGCUAUGUGGGCUGUCUUGACUGUCGUUGUCGUCUUCGAGUUCUCCGUAGGAGCGACGCUCGGACGGGGAUUGAAUAGGGUUUUGGCAACGUCCUUGGCUGCGAGUUUGGGAUUUGGAGCUCAUUUUUUGGCGGAUUUGGCUGGAGAUAAAGCUCAACCUGUUAUUCUAUCGCUCUCUGUUUUCUUUUUUGCUACAAUAACGACGUUCAUACGAUUCUUCCCUCGAAUAAAGGCAAGAUAUGACUAUGGCUUCCUCAUCUUCAUCCUAACCUUUUGUUUAGUGUCGGUCUCCGGUUACCGAGAUGACGAGAUUCUUCAAGUCGCUUAUAGGAGAGCUCUCACCAUUCUACUAGGCACCUUCAUUGCCAUUCUCAUAUGCUUAUUCAUAUGCCCUGUUUGGGCUGGUGAUGAUCUCCAUUCUCUUGUCUCCAACAACAUCCAACUUCUCGCCAACUUCCUCCAAGGUUUUGGGGUUCAAUAUUCAAAUGAAUCGAAAGAAGAUGAGCUUCUUGAAGGAUGUAAGAGCGUUUUGACGUCGAGGCAAACUGAAGAGUCACUGGUUAACUUUGCAAGGUGGGAACCACGCCAUGGGCCCUUCAAAUUUCGUCAUCCAUGGAAGCAAUAUCAGAAGAUUGGAAGCUUAACGAGACAAUGUGCUUAUCGACUCGAAUCUCUCAACAACUACCUUGUCACUGAAACUCAAACUCCAUUACAUAUCCGAGAUCGACUCAUGAAGUCCUGUUCUAAAAUGAGCAUUGAAUCAAGCAACGCUCUAGAGGACAUAGCAUCCGACCUAAGAACGAUGACUCAACCUACAUUUCCAAAUCCCCACAUAGAGAAGUCAAAGGCAGCAAUGAAGGACUUGAAGGCAGCGCUUAAGAUCGGGCCGGGGGACGGGGACAUUGAUCUCCUAGAGAUAGUACCGAUAGCGACCGUGGCUUCGUUGCUCAUUGAUACCAUUUCUUGCAUUGAGAAGAUUGCAGAGUCAGUUGGUGAAUUGGGUUCACUUGCAAAUUUCAAGUGUGUGGAAGCUGGGAAAUCAAGUGAUUUGGAAUUGGAACAAGAGCAUCAAAAGUUGCCAACUUCAGCCAUUGUUAAUGAUCAUUGUCAUGUUGUUAUUGUAGAUUAGUUCAUUGAAAUUGUUACUCAUAGUGAUCCAUAUUCUAUACCAAAUGCCUAUGAAUAGCGACUAGGUAACCUCAAUGAUAUAACAGCUCGAGUCUAAGUCUACUACUAGCAAAUCUUGUUCACGUUGAUCUGUUACGUAUCAUCGUCAGUCUCAAGAUUUUAAAACGCAUUUGUUAAGGAGAGGUUU
Messenger RNA from Cucurbita moschata (crookneck pumpkin), 1759 nucleotides. Its product is annotated as aluminum-activated malate transporter 2-like. Bases 221 to 1573 code for a protein of 450 amino acids. Gene Ontology annotation, biological process: malate transport. Gene Ontology annotation, cellular component: plant-type vacuole membrane. The transcript has 5 exons. The record is from RefSeq and is a predicted model, not a curated record. Lineage: Eukaryota; Viridiplantae; Streptophyta; Magnoliopsida; Cucurbitales; Cucurbitaceae.